AAGGGAACAGUGGAAUGAAGGUUCAUUUUUCAUUCUCACAAACUAAUGAAACCCUGCUUAUCUUAAACCAACCUGCUCACUGGAGCAGGGAGCACAGGACCAGCAUAAAAGGCAGGGCAGAGUCGACUGUUGCUUACACUUUCUUCUGACAUAACGGUGUUCACUAGCAACCUCAAACAGACACCAUGGUGCAUCUGACUCCUGAGGAGAAGACUGCUGUCAAUGCCCUGUGGGGCAAAGUGAAUGUGGAUGCAGUUGGUGGUGAGGCCCUGGGCAGAUUACUGGUGGUCUACCCUUGGACCCAGAGGUUCUUUGAGUCCUUUGGGGAUCUGUCCUCUCCUGAUGCUGUUAUGGGCAACCCUAAGGUGAAGGCUCAUGGCAAGAAGGUGCUAGGUGCUUUUAGUGAUGGCCUGGCUCACCUGGACAACCUCAAGGGCACUUUUUCUCAGCUGAGUGAGCUGCACUGUGACAAGCUGCACGUGGAUCCUGAGAACUUCAGGCUCUUGGGCAAUGUGCUGGUGUGUGUGCUGGCCCGCAACUUUGGCAAGGAAUUCACCCCACAAGUGCAGGCUGCCUAUCAGAAGGUGGUGGCUGGUGUGGCUAAUGCCCUGGCUCACAAGUACCAUUGAGAUCCUGGACUGUUUCCUGAUAACCAUAAGAAGACCCUAUUUCCCUAGAUUCUAUUUUCUGAACUUGGGAACACAAUGCCUACUUCAAGGGUAUGGCUUCUGCCUAAUAAAGAAUGUUCAGCUCAA
Pan troglodytes (chimpanzee) is the source of this 755-nucleotide messenger RNA. It is a transcript of the gene HBD, whose product is annotated as hemoglobin subunit delta. Bases 186 to 629 code for a protein of 147 amino acids. Lineage: Eukaryota; Metazoa; Chordata; Mammalia; Primates; Hominidae. Gene Ontology annotation, molecular function: heme binding; peroxidase activity; oxygen binding. Gene Ontology annotation, cellular component: blood microparticle; hemoglobin complex; haptoglobin-hemoglobin complex. The transcript is spliced from 3 exons. The record is from RefSeq and is a predicted model, not a curated record. Gene Ontology annotation, biological process: hydrogen peroxide catabolic process; oxygen transport.